Cataglyphis hispanica is the source of this 1263-nucleotide messenger RNA. RefSeq names its product mediator of RNA polymerase II transcription subunit 21 (gene MED21). The record is from RefSeq and is a predicted model, not a curated record. Gene Ontology annotation, biological process: regulation of transcription by RNA polymerase II. Gene Ontology annotation, molecular function: transcription coregulator activity. The coding region runs from base 295 to 825 and encodes 176 amino acids. Gene Ontology annotation, cellular component: mediator complex. The transcript has 3 exons. NCBI's taxonomy places the organism in Eukaryota, Metazoa, Arthropoda, Insecta, Hymenoptera, Formicidae.
UGCUGUUGAAUGCGAAAGUGUAGAUUAGGUUAUGAUUUCCUGCAAUUUUUUGGGGAAUUAAUGCCCCUAUUCUCUCGUCUAAUAAACGUCGGUAAAUCAGUGUAAACAAAGUUUUCAUACGUUACAAAAACGUAUCUAAAAGUUUAAAAUGAAUAAGUGAUAUUUCAAUAAUAUAUUUUUGAAAAAGUGUGUCGAAAUCUUUAGUGUUUAUUAAUAACAAUUAAACUUUUAUUUAUCGAUUAUUGUGAAUAUGAAACAACAUAUAAAUAAAUUGUGAGUUAAUAAUUUGGCAUUAUGGCAGAUCGUCUGACACAGUUACAAGAUACCAUAAACCAGCAAGCGGAACACUUUUGCAACAGCGUUGGUAUUCUACAGCAGUAUUCUACACCUAGCAAAUUUCCUGGUUUUGAUCGCAUUGGCACUCCACAACCACAUCAACCUCAAGAAGAUUAUGCUGCUUUAUUUGCGAAUCUCAUUGCGAGGUGUGCUAAAGACAUAGAUACAUUAAUAGAGAGUUUGCCAAGUGAAGAAUCAUCUCAGGAACUACAAGUAGCCAGUCUUAGUAGACUUGAACAAGAGAAUCAACAGGCUGGUGAGCAAUUGGAAGAAGUAGUGAGACAAGGAGAAGCGCUCCUUCAACGAAUCCAAGCUGCUCUGCAGGAUAUAGCACAAAGUCAAUUAGAUAUGCAAAAUCCCUCAUCCACCACCGUGAUUAAUAUGAAUCUUAACAGUUGUAAUAUAAAGCAAGAAACAUCUAUAAAUACCGUGCCUUCGAAUAACACACAUCAAUUAUCGGAUCCUUCACCUAAUUCAAUAAAUCAAUGACAUAUUUAUGAUUUACUAUAAUUAUUUAUGUGAAACAUUUUUGCAAUAUAAAAAUAAUCAAAAUUGGUGUUAGUUUUUUUUUCUUAAUAUUGAGACAAUAAAUGAAACAAUAGUUUACAAUCCAAAUUCAUAUUGCUGUAUUUGGUAUAAUUGCUUAUAAUGAGAAUAUAAAUUUGAUGGCAACAUAAUAAGUUUUCAAAAACAAAAAUAAAAUUUCUUUAUACAAACUAUAUUAUAAAAUUAAAAAUUAAAAACAAUUUUAUCCAGAAAAAAUAAUAGUUUUAUUACAGGUGUAAUAAAAUAUUGAGCUUUAUUGAGUUGUUUUAGGAUAUAUCAGUCAAUAUAUGCAUAUGUUUAGAGCAUUCUAGUAUCUUACAAUAUAUAUCAAUUAUGUGAAUAAUAUAAACGAAAGAGAAAAAGUAAAAAAUUGGAGUUCUU